AUGUCGUUUUUGAAACAAGUGGGUAGAUUGAUACGCCCAAAUGAAUAUAGUUCUACUAUUUUUCAAACUUCGUUUUUAAAUAAUAUAACCCAGCUUCGUACAGCAACAAAGAGAGCUGCAGGUUCGAAGACCAAUAAGAAUGAUUCUGCUGGUAGAAGAUUAGGUCCUAAAGCAUAUGAGGGUCAUUUUGUUAAGCCUGGCCAAAUUAUUAUGAGGCAAAGAGGUACCAAAAUACAUCCUGGUGAAAAUGUUGAUAUUGGUAAAGAUCAUACUAUUUUUGCUAUAGAACCUGGUUACGUGCGCUUCUAUUACGAUCCAUUCCAUCCAUUAAGAAAAUAUGUUGGUGUUGCGUUAAGAAAGGACUUAAACUUACCAACUCCCCACUUUUCUCCUAGAGUUAGAAGAUUUGGCUAUGAAAAGAUAACGGAUCCAGCAGAAGCCGAAAAGGAAGAAAAUCAUAUGUCAAGAAAAGAAUAUUUACAACAACCUGAAUUAGAAAAAAUCAGACAAGAAAAGCAACAAGACGAGAAUCAGAAAGCUUCUAUUUUCGAGAACACCUUGUCGACUCAAUUUACUUUGAAUUUGAACGAAGCUGAUUUCCAACUUGCAGUUAAUAGAUUGUUGAAUAUCUCGCAAUUAACGAACAUAGGCCAGACUUUGGAAGAAGCAGAAGCCCAAUCGACUUACAAUUAUAUUUUUGAUUUGAAGUUAUCUUGCAAAAAAGGUGAAAUUACUUUAGAAGAAUAUUCAAAUUUGAAAAUGCAUUACAUACAGUUUGCUCAAACCCUAGAUAGAAAAGUAACCAUAGAUGCCCAAGGUAACCCAUGUGCAUUUGUUGCUCCAAAAGAUAAGAAAGAAAAGCAAGACGAGAUAUUAGGCAGACUUGAAAAAGAGUUUUCCAAUAGGGUAAUCAGUGAAAAGGAUAAAGAAACUAUUUCUGAUUUAAUUAUGACUCCAGGUAUCUACAAUAAGUCUCAACAAGCCCAUUUGAAAGACAGAUUCUUGCCAAGUGUGUUGCCACUCACGGUGAAACAGACUGUUGUGGAAAAUAUAGAUCCAAAGAAACCGCCAAAAGGAGUGACAGUAACUAGAAUCUUUGAUGAAGACACCAAACAGAUUAAGGUGAUAGGUAGGACUAAAGAAGCUUUCAUUGGUUAA
Debaryomyces fabryi is the source of this 1158-nucleotide messenger RNA. It is a transcript of the gene MRP7, whose product is annotated as mitochondrial 54S ribosomal protein bL27m. The transcript has a single exon. Gene Ontology annotation, cellular component: ribosome; mitochondrial large ribosomal subunit. Lineage: Eukaryota; Fungi; Ascomycota; Pichiomycetes; Serinales; Debaryomycetaceae. The record is from RefSeq and is a predicted model, not a curated record. Gene Ontology annotation, biological process: translation. The coding region runs from base 1 to 1158 and encodes 385 amino acids. Gene Ontology annotation, molecular function: structural constituent of ribosome.